GUUUGCAUGUGAUAAAAACUUGUGGGUCCCGCUAAUAUUCAGAAGCAUCAUCAAGCUACUGAACCCUGUUUGUUUAUUUCUUCGUCAUCUAGUUGUAUUGUAUUAGCUUUCUCUUCAUCAUCCUGCAUCCAACCCACUCAUACUCAACUGGUAAAGGUUACUUUCGUUGGCGUUUGGAUGUGAUAAGAACUUUGUGGGUUCGCUAAUAUUCAAAUCAAAUGCAUCAUCAAGCCACCAACCCCUGUUUGUUCUUUUAUUCAUCUUCUAGUUGUAUAGUAGUGGUACUCGUCAAAUGAUUAGAUCUCUUGCUCAGUUGUCUUUGUCAGGCAAAGGAUUCUGUAUCGGUUCCUGCUAUUGUUUAAUCAUUACCACCAUGUGCUUCUCCGUCUUUUGGCGCCUAACUGCAUCAUUUUUGUGAACAACAAAGUUCUCGAUUCUCAGGUGCAGGGUUUCGAUGGAUGAUAAAGAGAGAGGUCGAAAGGGCGGCGAAGUAAGCAUGGCUGAGAAGAGAACCGCCGAUAGAGGAGAAGUGCUAAUAACAAUAUCGAGUGAUGAAGUUGCAAAUGUCAAUAAAGGGUCUACCAUUGCUCAUAGGCAGAGCAGGCCUAAUUCACCCAUGAAAGAAUCAAAUGCUGGUGGAUUUACAAAAUCUCUGUCUAUGAGCUACCUUUCACCAGAGAUCUCACGGUUUAGCCCAAGCCCCAAUAAGCCCCCCAAAAUCCCUACCAACAACGAAAAUCUUACUAGAAGAAGGUCGCUCACGAGGUCAGUGUACUCAAAACCCAAGUCAAGAUUUGGAGAACAGCCAUAUCCUGUUGAUUCUGAUGCGUUUGAAGAGGAUAAUUUGACUCUCCAAGAACAAAUCGCCAGGAAUUCACCCUAUAACAAUUCACUUAAUAGGGGGUCACCUAAUAACAAGUCUGCUUCUACUGCUAGGACAAAUUCCAUAAAUCCAAAAACGCCCAUGAUGGCAUCUCCAGGACAUGCAGAUGAUGAAGAAGAUGAGGUGGAGGAAGUUAUCAAGAAGGUUGAAUCGAGUCAAGAGAAGCAUAGUAGAGUGAGGGCCAAGCCUGUGAUUCAGUGGGUUGCAUUUAUUUGCAUUAUAGGAUGCUUAGUGGCAAGCUUGACUGUUGGGAAACUCGAAAAGACUAUGAUUUGGGGCUUGGAGUUUUGGAAGUGGUGUGUGCUUGUGAUGGUAAUAUUCUCUGGCAUGUUGGUCACUAAUUGGUUUAUGCAUGUUGUUGUUUUUUUGAUUGAGAGGAAUUUUUUGCUUAGAAAGAAGGUACUUUAUUUUGUUUAUGGGUUAAAGAAGAGCGUUCAAGUGUUUAUUUGGAUAGGUUUGGUUCUUCUUGCUUGGGCAUUUUUAUUCAAUCGUGGAGUUGAACGAUCUGAGACUGCUACCAAGGUUCUAAAAUAUGUAACUUGGACCAUUAUUUCACUUCUUAUUGGCUCAUUAUUGUGGCUUUUGAAGACUUUAUUGCUAAAGAUUUUAGCAUCUAAUUUUCAUGUCAACAAGUUCUUUGAUAGAAUCCAAGAAUCAGUCUUUCAUCAGUAUGUUCUGCAAACACUUUCAGGGCCUCCAAUUAUAGAGGAGGCUGAGAGGGUUGGGAAAUCAGUUAGCACAGGUCAACUGAGCUUCAGGAGUACCAAAAAGGGUAAAGGAACAAAGGACAAAAAGGUAAUUGAUAUGGGAGUAGUUCAUAAGAUGAAGCAAGAAAAGGUUUCGGCUUGGACCAUGAAGGUUUUGGUUGAUGCAGUCACAAAUUCAGGGCUGUCCACAAUCUCUAAUACAUUGGAUGAAAGCAUUGGUGGAGUGGGCGAACAAACUGAUACAGAAAUUACCAAUGAGAUGGAAGCAACUGCUGCUGCCUAUCGCAUUUUUAGGAAUGUUGCUAAGCCUGGUUGGAAGUACAUUGAUGAGGAGGACCUCUUAAGGUUCAUGAUUAAGGAGGAGGUGGAUCUUGUUUUUCCAUUGUUUGAAGUAUCGGAGAACAGACAAAUUGAUAGAAAAGCUCUGACAGACUGGGUGGUGAAGGUUUACAAGGGUCGGAAAGCUCUUGCGCAUGCAUUAGGUGACACCAAAACAGCUGUCAAGCAAUUGAACAAACUGGUGACAGUGAUCCUGGUUAUUGUGACCAUUGUCAUUUGGCUUCUCUUGAUGGAAAUUGCAACAACGAAAGUGCUUGUUGUCCUCUCAUCACAGCUAGUAGUGGCGGCCUUUAUGUUUGGGAAUACUUGCAAGACCAUAUUUGAAGCUAUAAUAUUUGUUUUUGUGAUGCAUCCAUUUGAUGUUGGUGAUCGUUGUGUUAUUGACGGUGUGCCAUUGUUGGUCGAGGAAAUGAACAUCUUAACGACAGUUUUCUUGAAGCUUGAUAAUGAAAAGAUAUACUAUCCAAAUUCUGUUUUGGCUACAAAGCCAAUCAGCAACUAUUACAGAAGCCCUAACAUGGGUGAUGCUGUGGAGUUCUCAAUAGAUUUUGCUACUCCAGUGGAGAAGAUUGCAUUGUUGAAAGAUAAAAUUAAGAAGUGCUUAGAGAAGAAUCCCCAACACUGGCAUCCUAACCACAGCGUUGUGGUGAAGGAAAUUGAGAAUGUAAACAAGUUAAAAAUGGCUCUCUAUUGUAAUCACACAAUGAACUUCCAAGAAUUUGGAGAGAAAAACAAGCGGCGGACUGAACUGGUCAUUGAGAUAAAGAAGAUUUUCGAGGAGUUAAAUAUAAAAUACUACCUUCUGCCCCAACAAGUUCAUCUCAGCCAUAUCGGGUCGGAAACUCGGAAUCUCCAGUUGUGACAAACAGAUUGUUGCUCAAUGCUCCUGGAUAAUUUGCAAGUAACCAAGUCAUUGAUGCAAAGGAGAGAUGGUGCAACGAGUGCUACUUACCUAUUCUAUGCCAGAACACCAGUCAACAAAUCCAAGCAUUCAAUUUGUCACUUGGAGGAUAGAAUGUAUUCUGUGAAGAUGUUUAAAUAGGGAUGAAUGUUUUAUUCUGACUUCUCUUUUUCCUGUUGUGAAAUUAGCUCCCUGGCUUUGGU
Molecule: messenger RNA, 3033 nt
Organism: Hevea brasiliensis (rubber tree)
Lineage: Eukaryota; Viridiplantae; Streptophyta; Magnoliopsida; Malpighiales; Euphorbiaceae
Product: mechanosensitive ion channel protein 10
Exons: 7
Coding region: 455-2791 (778 amino acids)
Biological process (GO): transmembrane transport; monoatomic anion transport; detection of mechanical stimulus
Cellular component (GO): plasma membrane
Molecular function (GO): mechanosensitive monoatomic ion channel activity
Source: RefSeq, a predicted model, not a curated record